AUGUUUCGUUAUCUAUGUACUUUAUUUUAUUUUUUAACUUUAUACUUGAUAAUAAUUGAUGCAAGAUCAAUAGAUGAAAACGAUAUUAUUGAAUUAAUUGUUAAUAAUCUUAUAAAUGAUGAAAAUCAAGAAUUUUUAAUAACACUUGCAAAUUAUCGUCAUCGUUUUGAACAUUCAACAAAUAUGAAAAAAUUUCGUUGGAUACUUAAACAUCGAUAUAAUAAAGCUUAUUGUGAAUUUUGUGAUUUAGUUGUACCAGUAGUUCGAUUACUUAUUGAAGCAAAUCAAACUGCUCAUAUCGAAAAUGUUGUUAAUGGAUUUUGUAAAGAAUUUAAAUUAAUUGAUAUCGAUGUUUGUAUUGGUGCUGUUCAUGAAUAUAAAGACGCAGUAAUUGAAGUAAUAUCGUUAUCGAGUUAUAAUAACAAACAACUUUGUGCAUUAGCAUUUGAUUGUUAUAAACGAUUUGAUUAUCCAAUUUUAACAUGGAAUGUUACAUUUCCUUCUGAUAAACCCAAACCACUACCACAACCACCACGACCACCAAAAGUAAAUUACCAAUAA
Molecule: messenger RNA, 561 nt
Organism: Rotaria sp. Silwood2
Lineage: Eukaryota; Metazoa; Rotifera; Eurotatoria; Philodinida; Philodinidae
Source: the annotation of a GenBank genome assembly